AUGUUGAUACCUGCAAGAAAUCAGAUACUCAUAUGUUGUGAUGGGUCAUCUAGGGGAAAUCCAGGUGCAGCAGGAUAUGGUUUUGUUUGCAGAGAUGAAAUGGGAGGUUUUAUAUAUGCUGAAGCUACUGGCCUGGGAAUUGCAACUAAUUACAUUGCAGAAUUAAUGGCUAUUGCAGGCGCAUCUGAAUGGGCUAUACAGAACAACAAGCUUGAUAUAUGUAUUAACUCUGAUUCUAAAUCAGCAGUGAGUGCAUACAUGUCAGGAAGAAUUCCUUGGUUCAUGCAGGUAAGAUGGAAUAGAAUAAAGGAACUAUUGAAUAAUAUCCAACUUGUACAUAGCUUGAGAGAAGUAAAUUUCUCUGCUGACUCCAUGGCAAAGAAGGGUGCAAGAUUGUUGGGCUUUAGGAGUUGA
Papaver somniferum (opium poppy) is the source of this 414-nucleotide messenger RNA. Its product is annotated as ribonuclease HI-like. The transcript is spliced from 2 exons. NCBI's taxonomy places the organism in Eukaryota, Viridiplantae, Streptophyta, Magnoliopsida, Ranunculales, Papaveraceae. The coding region runs from base 1 to 414 and encodes 137 amino acids. Gene Ontology annotation, molecular function: nucleic acid binding; RNA-DNA hybrid ribonuclease activity. The record is from RefSeq and is a predicted model, not a curated record.